AUGGCGUCUAGGCAGACCGCCGGCAAGGAAGAGAGGGCCGAGGCCGCAGCCGAUAAGCUCCACCGUGCCAACCGUAAAAGGAGGGAGGGGGAAGCCGUCCAGGAAGCCAAGGACGCCGUCGUGGGCAAAUCUCGCAACGCCGCCUUCGACACGGCGGCGGAGACGAAGGACGCCGCCUCCGAGCACAAGGACCGCGAGGCGGAGAAGACCAGGGGAGGGCUGGGGUACGCCGCCGACAAGGCGAGGCAGGCGAAGGACGCCGCGGCGGAGAAGGCUGCGGGGAUGAAGGACGCGGCGGUGGGGAAAGUGGCGGAGGUGAAGGACACGGCGGCGGAGGCCGCCAGGCGGGCGGUGGAUUACUUGACGGGGAAGACUGCGACUGCGAGUACGGGGGCAGCUAAGGUUAAUAAUAGCCGUUUGUGA
Striga asiatica is the source of this 423-nucleotide messenger RNA. Lineage: Eukaryota; Viridiplantae; Streptophyta; Magnoliopsida; Lamiales; Orobanchaceae. The record is from the annotation of a GenBank genome assembly.